This is a messenger RNA of Diaporthe citri, 2679 nucleotides long. RefSeq lists its product as uncharacterized. The transcript is spliced from 4 exons. The record is from RefSeq and is a predicted model, not a curated record. The coding region runs from base 1 to 2679 and encodes 892 amino acids. Gene Ontology annotation, molecular function: ATP-dependent chromatin remodeler activity; hydrolase activity, acting on acid anhydrides, in phosphorus-containing anhydrides; zinc ion binding. Lineage: Eukaryota; Fungi; Ascomycota; Sordariomycetes; Diaporthales; Diaporthaceae.
AUGCCGCCUCAGAAGCGCCCCCGCGAGGUCAUCGAUCUGACUGAUGAUGAUCCCGAUGUGGGAAAGUCAGCCAAACCCCGUGUUUCUGCACCAUCAAGCCAGUCUUCUCUGUACAGUGCCCGACCAUCACAGCGUGGACAUGGCCUCUCUUCUUCUUAUGCCUCAUCUUCCCAGCCGUUCUCCUCAAAUGGCUCUAGCAGCCAGCGUUCUGGGUUGGGAUAUUCUCAGGGCUCUCUUGCCGAUGAGGAUCCUGAGGCCAUAGACCUCACCCAGGCCGAUGAUGGCCCAGCUCUUCAGCUCUAUGGGACCAUCGACAACAAGAUCGUUGGCUGCAGAUAUUACGACGGAAUUGUUAGCCCAGGCGAGCUCGUUGUGUUGCGAAGAGAACCUUCCAACCCAUACGACUCCAAUGCCGUCAGAGUCGACAAUGUCCUGGGAUCUCAGGUUGGUCAUCUGCCUCGCAAGCUGGUUGAGAAACUCGCGCCCCAUAUGGACUCUGGGGACGUAUUGGUCGAGGCUUCCAUCCUCGGAGAGAAAGGCUACUUCGAUUGCCCGGUGAAACUGAGCCUCUAUGGCACGGCAGACCCGAUCGCAAGGGCUUCUCUGGAGGAUCGUUUGAAAUCGGACAGGCUGCUGAGAGCCACCCAGCUGAAACAAACCAGGCCCAAACCACCGGGGCCGCCCCAAAAGAAUGUCAUGGGCCUUAAGAGCAGCCAGUCGAGGGCCGGUCUCCCUGCCGAGCCGGAAAUAUCUCUCGACCAGCUUGCUCAGCUCAGCCAGGCCGUGCAGUUCAGAAGCGGUGACGACAAUCUCAAGACACUUGCGAUGGACGAGGAGGUCCUGUCCAAGUUACCCCAGGCGAAGCAGCCACAAGAGCUGCGGUCGACUCUUCUUCCGUACCAGCUGCAGGGCCUCGAAUGGUUGCGGUCGAAGGAGAACCCGCAGCACGCCUCUCCGGGGUCUUCACAGGUCACGCAACUCUGGAAACAGGAUUCUCGGGGCCGCUUCACCAAUAUUGCUGCCAACUUCACCACGGCACGCACUCCAGAUCUGGCCAAGGGAGGAAUCCUCGCUGACGAUAUGGGCCUGGGCGGGAAGGGGGCGACUCUCAUCGUGGCCCCUGUAUCUGUUAUGAGUAACUGGGAACAACAGGCUCGUCAGCACGUGAAGAGCGAGCAUACACCCAAGGUCCUCAUCUACCACAGGACUCGGAAGGCAACAGCUCAAGAGAUGAUGAGAAACAACAUUGUUAUAACAAGUUACGGAACCUUGACAUCGGAUCACAACAGCAAAGGACCUCUGUCAUCUGCCUCAUGGCGGCGCGUCAUCUUAGACGAGGGACACACGAUCCGCAACGCCAAGACCAAGGCUGCUGAGGCAGCCUGUGGGCUCAAGGCAGAGUCGCGAUGGGUUCUCACAGGCACCCCAAUCGUCAACAAUAUCAAGGAUCUCCACUCACUAGUCAAAUUCCUCCGGCUCACAGGAGGCAUCGCUGACCCCGUGGUUUUCAACACCGUCAUUGCCAGACCUCUGGGUUUCGGAGAUUCCCGGGCUGAAGCCUUGCUCCAGUCCCUGAUGCAGGACCUGUGCCUUCGGCGGAAGAAAGAAAUGGCCUUUGUGGACUUACGACUUCCGCCGAAAUCAGAAUACGUUCACCGCAUCGCGUUCAAGCCGGACGAGAAGAAGAAGUACGACGCUCUGCUGUCCGAGGCAAAGGGUGUCCUCGAGAAGUUCCGAUCGAAACAGAAACAGGGGCAGAAGGGCGGCACAUUCCAGCAUGUCUUGGAGCAGCUCCUGCGCCUCCGUCAAACGUGCAACAGCUGGACGCUUUGUAAGGAGCGCAUCGUGGACCUGCUCAAGACCCUGGAGGACCAAGACGUGGUGGUUCUCAACGACAAAAACCGCAAAAUCUUGCAGAAGGCCCUCCGCCUUUACAUCGAGAGCCAGGAUGAAUGCCCCAUUUGCUUAGACACCCUAUCAUCGCCGAUGAUCACCCACUGCAAGCACGUCUUCUGCGGGGACUGCAUCCGCAAGGUCGUCCAGACCCAAGCACGGUGUCCCAUGUGCCGCAGCCCCCUGGCCGAGGACCAGCUGCUCGAGCCCGCCCCGGAGACGACCGGGGAGGAGGAGCUUGACGAGCCUCAGGCGGAAGGGCAGAGCUCGAAGACGGAGGCCCUGCUGAAGAUCCUGCAGGCGACACUGAAGGACAAGGGCUCCAAGGUGAUCGUCUUCUCCCAGUGGACGUCAUUCCUGACCAUCAUCGAGCACCAGCUCAAGGAGGCGGGGUACGGGUACACCAGAAUUGAUGGGUCCAUGACGCCCGCAGCACGGGACAGCGCGAUGCGUGCCCUUCAGGAGGACCCAAACAAGCGGAUCAUGCUCGCGUCGCUUGCCGUCUGCAGCGUGGGGCUGAAUCUCGUCGCCGCAGACACGGUGGUGUUGACAGACUCUUGGUGGGCGCCGGCAAUUGAGGAUCAGGCCGUAGACCGGGUGCACCGGCUGGGCCAGACGCGGCCUACUACGGUCUGGCGCUUGGUGAUGGAGGGCAGUAUCGAGGAGCGUGUGCUGGACAUCCAGGCCGAGAAGAAGCAGCUGGUCGGCAAGGCGUUCCAGGAGAAGGUGCAGGGCAAGAAGGCCAAGGAGACGAGGAUGGCUGACAUUAUGAAGCUUCUCACCUGA